Molecule: messenger RNA, 195 nt
Organism: Paraglomus brasilianum
Lineage: Eukaryota; Fungi; Glomeromycota; Glomeromycetes; Paraglomerales; Paraglomeraceae
Source: the annotation of a GenBank genome assembly
AUGUCAUGCUGUUAUAAUGAUUCUGCACAUAAGUUGCAGCAAAAUAACCUUUUUGAAAUAGGGGAAGUGCUACCAGAGAAAGACAUGACAGAGGCGACAAAAAUUGAGGCUGAAUUGAAUGCAAUCGAUUCGAUGGAAAUUACAGCCGUGGGCGGGGGGACUACCCUUGGCGGUCCUCCUGGCAAGGCCAACUGA